CGCGGGCGGCGGGAAGGCGCGGGGCGGGAGCUGCGAGGAGCCGCGUCCCUCAGCGGCGGGGAAGGGCCGCGUCCUCGGGCUGCGCGGGCAGCGAGCGCGACGUGCCCUUGAAGGGGAGAGCUGAGGGAUGAGGGAGAAGAGCGAGGAGCUUUACCUCAGCGCGGGCGCGGAGCGCGCGGAACCGCGGGCAUCGGGCAGGCCUGGCCUGACUGAAACGGCGGGCCGCGCGUGGAGAAGCGCUUCUCGUCCGUUGGGAUGGCAUUACCGUGCGGGCGGUCUGGGAGGCCCCGUAAGGGCGCCUCGCUGCCUCCUGCGCUGCACAACGACGCCGCUAGGGGGCGGUGCUGUGCCGCCACAGACGGCGAGGGAGCGAGUUGCAGCCAGAGGGCUGGGCGGGGAAACAGAGCUUGUUUUGUUUCCAUGGGAAAGGAUGCUGUUGACUCGAGAUUAGGGAAUCGCUGCUUCCCUGUCGCUGCGAGGAGACCUCGUUGAGGCCUUACGACGGAGAAAUAGGAGAGUAGAACUGCCAUCCAUUUCAGCAGUUGUUUUCCCAGAUGACAUUUGUGUCCACUUCUCUUAAAACAAAACAGGUGACAAUCACAGAGAGCAGAAUAUGGCUGGACAAAUAUCAGAAACUGAUCAGAUCAAGCAGUUCAAGGAGUUCCUGGGAACAUAUAAUAAAAUUACAGAAAAUUGCUUCAUGGACUGUAUAAGGGAUUUCACCACCAGAGAAGUUAAACCAGAAGAGAUAACUUGCUCAGAACACUGCCUACAGAAGUAUUUGAAAAUGACACAGAGGAUCUCCAUGAGAUUUCAGGAGUAUCACAUUCAGCAGAAUGAAGCUCUGGCAGCUAAAGCAGGACUGCUCAGCCAACCUCGUUAGACAAGAGCACUCUGUUCAGACUUCAUGAACAGUGCCGGUGUUCACCGGGCAAGAACACGUUUUGGAUUUUCUACUGUCAAGAUGCAUGUCCAGCAACUCUGAAGAUUGUUCUAGGUGCUGUUUGGAAACUGGAAGCCGUGGAGGGUAAUGCAAAGAGUUAAGAGAGUGCUGUCUGACAGCAGAGUCUCUUUCUGAGGUCUUUUCCAUUCUGCAGUGGAAUAAUACAAUUUUUUUUCAGGGCCCACAGACUACUAUAUUUAAAUUUCAAGAGGAUGGGAAAGUUAUACUUUUUCUUCUGCUAGGACUGAUUCAGAGGCAAAAGAAGUGUAAUAUGGAAAUACAUUUUUUAAUUUAAUUCAAGUAAAGUAAAUGGAACCA
Messenger RNA from Phasianus colchicus (ring-necked pheasant), 1261 nucleotides. NCBI's taxonomy places the organism in Eukaryota, Metazoa, Chordata, Aves, Galliformes, Phasianidae. The record is from RefSeq and is a predicted model, not a curated record.